This is a messenger RNA of Brassica rapa (field mustard), 4474 nucleotides long. RefSeq names its product scarecrow-like protein 1. The record is from RefSeq and is a predicted model, not a curated record. Lineage: Eukaryota; Viridiplantae; Streptophyta; Magnoliopsida; Brassicales; Brassicaceae.
UUGAACUGAUGAUAUCUACGUAACACAAAUGAAAUACGUGUGUCACACAAUUUUCAAACACUCGCAAAUGACUAUGACUGUCUUCCUUAUAAUCACUUGCAAACAACCAGAACGAAAUUGAAAUGAACGUCUAUUUUAAUUUGAAGCUUCUAUUUUAUUAUUUUCCAAAAUUUUAUCUUUAAAAUAUAGUCUUAUUAAUUGCAUGAUUCUUAUUGUCUUUUGAAAACAAGCUUUUGUCUUGUUGACAGUGAUACUAGCAGCUAAUAGCCUAAUAAGACCUCUAAUGGAUUUUUUGGGAACAGGAGUUAUUAUGGAUCUACAUACGUCCAGCUCAUGUAGUUAAGUAUUAUUGCGGCAAUGCGGUAUAUACGCGGGUGCGGCUACCAUUUGAGUUCUAAUUAAAAUACUUUUUAACAAAAUUAACGAAUAUUAGCUACAAGAAUUCACCUAAAGGUAGAUUUUUUACGUAAGACGGUGCAUUAAUGAACAGUGCUUAACACUUACACCCUGGUAUGUCAAUCUCAGAUUUCAAGUUUUGGACACAAACCAAAAUCGACAGUAACACGCUGUCCCUUAGCAAUUAUAUCUCUGUUCUCGGAUCAUCAGAGUUGGGAGACAAGGCUUGGCUGGUGUUUCAAGAGAUGCUCAGAACAAUAUUGCUGGUGACAUUAGUUCUCUGGUUUGUCGGAGAAGCAUGAACAAGCCCUCCUACUAGAUCAGAACUUUAUGAGUUUUUUUUUUAAAUGUCAAGACUCUUCUGUAGGUCUUAGAAUAAGUUGACAUUAGCCUUAUUGAAUAUGUUUAAAGGAAGGAAAGAAACACAAUAUUGUUGAUACAUUACAAAGAGCUUAGCUUCCAUUGUAGCUAUUGAGUAUCACUAUCUCAUGGUUUUGUUGUCCCCAGAGCAUUUAUGAGAUUCGAGUACUUAAUUUCGAGCUCGUACUGUGAAUCCAAGUUCACCAAACGGUUAAACUCCUCGAAGGUAAUCAUCUUUUCCAAAUGAUCUUUGGUGGUUCCCUUUUCUUGAGGAUCUUGAAUCCAAAGCAAGCUCUUGUUAAACUUCGAUGUCCAGUAUAAUUAAAACAAUAAAUAAAUGAGUAAAAUUAUUCAAUCCACACUGAAUAUUUUGUCAACAGAAAAAAAAGUCAUUCAUCAGCCAACUAGCUAAUAAACAUCAUUUGCUUAAAGAAACUUCCAUUUGAUUUCCAAUGGUAACAUUAUAGCACAAGAAAGCUCCUUUACUCAAUGCGAUGUAUAACUUUCAUAUAUGAAUUUCAACUGUAUAUAUAGUUGGUGAAUGUAUAAUAGCGUGCUGAGAUGAUUAACGAAUGUAUAUACUUUUAAAAUAAAAUCGAAAGUCAAGGUUCAAAUCUUUUUUUCGAAAGCAAGCCGUUUUUGGUAUCAAAUAAAAAUAGAAGUUGCUUAUUAGUGGAUAAGAGUGGAACUUGAGAGAGAGAAGACUUCCUAACAAGGGUAUUGCGAGGAUAAGGUUGUGAUAAACAAUCUUUGUCAAAUGUUAAGUAAAUAAAACAUUUGGUGAAAUAUACACGUUUGAGUGUGAAGUUAGCGAAGUAAAUUCGUUUACACAUUCAUUAUUCCUGUUGUUUCACCAUAUUUAAAAGUAAACAAUUAUUCCUGUUGUAAAAAAUGAACCAACAGAGAUUAGAUUCUUUACACACUGAUUAACGAUCAUUGCUUCUUCUUUUUUUUUUGAUCAACGAUUAACGAUUAUUGCUUGUAUGCGUUAAACAGUCAGUUUACUUGUAGGCUGCUAGUAAAUUCGUUUCUGUAAAUAGUGGCUCAAUAGUGUCUAUUCCAAAAAGAGAGAUACUUCGCAAAUAACAUAACUUAAACACAAUGUUUUUUUUUCCCGACAAACACAAUGUUAAUGUUGUGGAUUUAGAGUUGAAAGAGAAUGUAAUCAAAACUAAUUAAACCGAAACCUAAUAGCUUUGAAGUUUGAAUCAAAAUAUUGUAUAGUUUCUGGUAACACUAAGUUUACAAAAGUACUUGAUAAAAGUUUGACAAAGGCAAAAAAAGAGCGUUUGAAUAUUUUCAACAAAAUCAACACGCUAAAACAGCACUAAACAACAAACAGCAUGAAAUCGUGAAUAUUUUUAAAUCAAAUAUCAAUUAGUGGAAAGUGGAAACUGUGGUAGGCACCUUCGUCAUAGUUCUCAUCCAUAUCCAACGGUCAGAUGUUUUCGUCUCAUUGCCAAAACAAAAAUAUCAUAAAAUCCAUUAUUACCAAAAAAAAAAAAACCAAGUGACAGUCAACAGAAAUCAAACCAAAAUGGACACGUAACCGCUAAUUAUCUUGCCAAUGAGAUAUUUAAUCUAUUUAACAGUAAUUUCAUUACAAUAAUUCCAUAUAUUUCUUUUCAACUAAAACUUCCAAACACCAGACGAGUCGUUCGUCGAACACAUCUUAAAACAAAGGCGACAGUCACAGAGACAAACCAGUACAAGGCGGUUCCUUUUUUAUCAUUUCUGUCUUCUUCUGUAUAAACAGUAGAGAGACGACCCUUAAAGUUCAAACCUUUAAGACUUUUUCUUUCUCCCUUUGGCUUUUGCAACGAUUAUAUCAGACUUCAAUCUUUAUCAAAUCUCCAGAAUCGAAGACCCUUCUGCUCUUGAACCUCUCCUGUUGAAGUUGGAUGGUGGAACAAACUGCGAGAGUCAUGUCACUGGUGAGUUCAGCUGAGCCAUCAGCUGCAGCAUAUAAGAACCCGAAGCUUUACUCGCUCAAUGAGAAUGGUUACAACAGUGGCGGUGGUACUUCUGUUGAAAUCUUUGAUCCAGACAAGUCCAAGAACACUUGUCUGACUCAUGAUUCUUACCCAAGCCAAAGCUACUUUCUCGAAUCCCCAACAGAACAACAUCUUGUUGCCUCUGGGGCGGCCUCGGUUAGCUCAUUUGGCUCUUUGGACUCGUUUCCUUAUCAGUCUAGACUGGUUCCUGGAUCCUCCAUGGAGUUUGAUGAUGAACAAAUGAGAUCAAAGAUUCAAGAGCUUGAAAGAGCCCUCCUCAGCGAUGAAGAUGAUAAUAUCAUGGAGGGACUAGAUCACCUGAUGGAGAUUGACAACGAAUGGUCUUACCAAAACCAUUCAAACAAAGACUCCUCAUCCGCAGAUUCCAACUCUCAUUCCACUAGUAGCAAAGAAGUGGUCUCACAAGCAACAACUCCAAAGAAAAUGCUCAUCUCUUGUGCCCUUGCCUUAUCAGAAGGCAAAUCAGAGGAAGCAUUGUCACUACUAAACGAGCUGAGACAGAUAGUGUCAAUCCAAGGAGACCCUUCUCAGAGAAUAGCAGCUUACAUGGUUGAAGGUCUAGCCGCAAGAAUGGCUGCUUCAGGGAAGUUCCUCUACAGGGCAUUGAGAUGCAAAGAGCCUCCUUCUGAUGAGAGGCUAGCUGCUAUGCAAGUCCUCUUCGAGGUCUGCCCUUGCUUCAAAUUCGGAUACUUAGCUGCUAACGGUGCAAUAGUGGAAUCAAUCAGAGAUGAAAAAGAAGUUCACAUAAUAGAUUUUGAUGUAAACCAAGGAAACCAAUACAUGACGCUGAUCAAAACCAUUGCUGAGCUUCCCGGUAAGGGUCCUCUCAUGAGGCUAACCGGUGUUGAUGACCCUGAAUCAGUACAAAGAUCAGUAGGAGGGUUGAGAAUCAUAGGCCUAAGACUCGAGCAGCUCGCUAAAGACCAUGGAGUAUCCUUCAAGUUCGAAGCAGUAGCGUCAAAGACUUCUUUAAUCGUCUCUCCAUCUGCACUCGGUUGCAAACCAGGAGAGGCUUUGAUCGUCAACUUUGCGUUUCAGCUUCACCACAUGCCUGACGAGAGCGUCACGGUAGUUAACCAGCGGGACGAGCUGCUACACAUGGUCAAAGGGUUGAACCCGAAGCUUGUCACAGUCGUUGAGCAAGACGUGAACACAAACACUUGCCCUUUCUUCCCGAGAUUCAUGGAGGCUUACGAGUACUACUCUGCGGUUUUUGAUUCUCUUGACGUGACGCUCCCGAGAGAGAGCCAAGAGAGGAUGAACGUGGAGAGGCAGUGUCUCGCUAGAGAUAUUGUCAACGUUGUUGCUUGCGAAGGAGAAGAGCGGAUUGAGAGGUACGAGGUUGCUGGGAAAUGGAGGGCGAGGAUGAUGAUGGCGGGGUUCAGUUCGAGGCCAAUGGGUUCAAGAGUGACGAGGAGUAUAGAGAGCUUGAUAAAGGAAGAGUAUUGCAGUAAGUACAAGGUUAAAGAGGAGAUGGGUGAGCUCCUUUUUUGCUGGGAGGAUAAGAGUUUAAUCGUUGCUUCAGCUUGGAGGUGAAAACAUAUGUUCUAUAAAAAACAAUGUUUAUGUUUUGUUUUCAAUCUUUGGUUAUAUUGUAACUGGUCAAGAAGUCAUCUCUAUGUAUUAUUGAUUCCGAGAAGCUAACCUAGCUAACGCUAUUUGUUUUCACCUCUCUUUAUAUAAAAGUAGAGUUUUGUUUACAA